AUGACGCAAUUCUGCCAACUGCCCUCGCGUGCGCUGAGCUCCAUGCAGAAGCUAAGCGCCCUGGACUUUGACUACAACGAGAUUGUGCGCAUCGAGGACUACAGCUUCUAUGGGCUGCGCGUCUCCAAGCUGAACAUCAAGGGCAAUCGGCUGCAGGCCAUACCGGAGCACGGCUUCGCCGGACUGGAGGACUGCAUGCAGGAGAUUGACGUGUCGGAGAAUGGCUUGCGCACGUUUCCGAUGAUGGCGCUGCGCAAGCUGGACCAUCUGCGCAUCCUGCGGCUCUCCAACAACAAGAUAUCCACCUUCUAUGGCGACAUUCAGCUGGCCACAAACAACGCCUCGGCGGCAGCGGCGACAGCAGCUGCUCUGCAGCUGCCCUCGUUGAUACUGCUGGAUCUCAGCUCCAAUCAGUUUAGCGAGAUUGCGCACGAUUGCUUUCGCGCGUUCCCGCAGCUGAAGACGCUGUCCUUCUACGCCAACCAGAUCGAGAUCGUGCAGCCGGAAGCGUUCAGAAGCCUCAAGGAGCUCAUGUCGCUGGACAUGUCGCACAAUCGCAUCAUCACGCUCGAUCCGAAGGUCUUCGACAAGAACAAGCGCCUGCAGACGGUCGAUCUGAGCCACAAUCACAUACACGCCAUCAGUGGGGUGUUCUCCAAUCUGCCGCAGCUGCGCGAGGUUUUCCUGUCCGAGAAUAAUAUACUGGAGCUGCCCGCGGACGCGUUUACCAAUUCGACCAAUGUGGAUGUCAUUUAUCUGGAGUCGAACGGCAUUGCGCACAUUGAUCCCAAUGUGUUCAGCACCUUGGCCAACUUGGAUCACCUGUAUUUGCGGUCAAAUUUCAUACCCCUGGUGCCCGUCACGCUGUUCGACAAGUGCACGAAGCUUUCGUCGCUUUCGCUGGACAACAACGAGAUUCAAGACCUGGAGAUCGGCAUGUUCCGCAAGCUGGAGCAGUUGCGUGAGGUGCGCCUGCACAACAAUCGCAUACGGCGCGUGAGGAAGGGCGUCUUCGAGCCGCUGCCGGCGCUGCAGGAGCUGCACAUACAAAAGAACAAUAUCGAGGACAUUGAGCCCGGCGCCUUCCACACCCUGGCCAACAUGCAGCACAUAAAUCUGCAGGACAAUCAGCUGACUGUAUUGGAGGACAUAUUUCCGGAGCAGAACUCCUCGCUGCUCUCCAUACAGCUGGAGGCGAACUAUCUGCACAAGAUCCAUCAGCGCACGUUCCGGCAGCAGCAGCGCAUACAGAUCAUGUGGCUGCGGGACAAUCAGCUGGUUAAGAUCGAUCGAUCGCUGUUCGUGGACACGCCGCACCUGGGCCGACUCUACCUGAGCAACAAUCGCAUACGCGAAAUCGAGAAGGACACCUUCGUCAGCCUGGGCCUGCUCAAGUUUCUCGACCUGAGCGGCAAUCAGCUGCGUCAGCUGCGCCGCGACUACUUCGCAACGCUUCACAGCCUGGAGGAGCUGAGCCUGGCCCACAAUCAGAUCGAGGCCAUUGAGGGCUACGCCUUUAGCCGGCUCAAGCAGCUCAAGUCGCUGGAUCUCUCACACAAUCCGCUGGUGCAGCUGACGCGAGACAUAUUUCUGGACGAGCUGCCGCUGAGCACGCUCAAUCUGCGCAACACCUCGCUGCGCAAGCUGGAGCAGCACACGUUCAAGUCCAUGCAGAAUCUGAAUGAGCUCAAUCUGGAGCGCAAUCAGCUCAACCCGGCGGACAUACAGAAGCUGGACGUGCCCAGCCUGCGGCGUCUGCAUCUCUCGCACAACAACUUCAGCCAUGUGGGCAUUGGCGGCGGCAUGGGCGGCAUCAUGUCUGGCAUGUUCGAUAAGCUGCGCUCCCUGCAGCAGCUGUCGAUGGCCAACUGCAGCUUGAGCAACAUACCCGAUCAGCUCUUUGCCAAGAACACGAACUUGGUGCGCAUCGAUCUGUGUGACAAUCAGUUGGUGGAGAUGAAUCGCAACAUCUUCAAUGGGCUGAACGUCUUUAAGGAGUUGCGUCUGUGCCGCAACAAUCUGGUCGAGUUCCCACACAUUGCCCUGUACAAUCUGAGCACGCUGGAGACACUGGAUCUGGCCAAGAAUCAGCUGAACUCCAUUGAUUUCUUCAAGCUGAGCGGCACGCUCAAUCUGCGGCAGCUGGUGCUGCGCGACAAUAAGAUCAACUCGCUGAGCGGCUUCAAUGCGGUCAACCUAACCCAGCUGGACAACGUGGAUCUCAGCGGCAAUCUGUUGCUCUCGCUGCCGGCCAACUUUCUGCGGCACUCGAUCAAUCUGCAACGCGUCGACUUGUCCAGCAAUCGGUUCCUGCAGAUACCCAGCUCAGCGCUGUCGGACGGGUCUAUACCGCGGCUGUCCUGGCUCAAUUUGACCGGCAAUCCCAUAAACAAGAUCUAUACGGUGAAGGAGGAGCGCUAUCUGUAUCUCAAGGAGCUGUACAUCUGCCAGACGAACCUCUCCAUACUCACAUCGAAGGACUUUGAAGCCUUCCAGGCGCUGCAGCAUCUGCAUUUGGUCAACAACCGCAUCACACGCAUCUCGCCUGGGGCCUUCAGGUCGCUGGUGAAUCUGCUCACCCUGGACAUCAGCGUCAACGAGCUGGAAAUGCUGCAGGAGCGUUUGCAGGGGCUGCGACUGCUGCGACUGCUCAACAUAUCGCACACGCUCAAGGAUCUGGACGAGUUCAGCAGCGAGCUGGGCCAGCUGCAGACGCUGGACCUUAGCUUCAAUCAGCUGGAUCGCAUCUCCAAGAAGACCUUCCGCAAUCUGCACGGCCUCGUCGAGCUGCUGCUGAUGGGCAAUCGCAUGACGGCUCUAUCCAACGACGGCUUUCGCUAUUUGCGCAAAUUGCAUCUGCUCGAUCUGCGGAAAAACUACUUUGAGCUGGUGCCACUGGAGCCGCUGAGGCCACUCGAAACGAAUCUGCGUACAUUGAAGCUGGAGGAGAAUCCACUGCAUUGCAGCUGCGAUGCACAAAAGCUCUGGGAAUGGCUGCGGGAUCAUCGCAAAUGGUCGCUAUCGCCGACGGGCGGCGAUAACAUUAAUUAUCUGAGGUGCGAACACCCAACGGAGCUGCGCGGCAAGGUGUUUGGUCGCAUGGAGCCGCAGCAAUUUUGUGAUGCCCCAUUAAUACCCAAAAUGGCCAUACAGGACAUACAGCCCUAUUCGGUGGUCGUUUCCUGGCAGAGUCGCGACCAUUUGGGCCUCACUGGCUUUGAAAUUGUUUACCACGCCACCGGCGAUGGACUCAUUGCGGCACCAACCGACCGCGACGACACCCGAGGCCGAGCGGACAAUCAUCGAGAGCGGGACAGGGAUAGGGAUAGGGAUAUGGCUGCCGAACGCGACCGGGACUACGAUUUGCCACGCCAGCACAACGAGCUCGAGCGCGACAGAGAGAGGGAGCGUCUGGCCCAGUUUGCUGCCACGGAUGAGAUACACGGCAAGCGGCUAAACGGCACGGCCAGCUCAACAAAGCUAACGAAAUUGAGUCCCAACACGCGCUAUCACAUCUGCGUCAUCGGCACGGGUAAUUGGCUCUCGGAGCCUUUGGCCAAUGCGCUACAAAGGCUGCACUACAAUGAGUCGCGGGACGACCUGCUGCUCGGCAUGACAGCUGUUGGAGAUGUGCCACUGGCGGCCGCCCUGCCCUCCAUGCCGGACAGCUAUUCGCCGUAUCAGCAUAUGAACGGCGCCAUCCACGAGCAGCAGCAGCAGGCGCUGAUUGAGAACAGCAUUGUGACGGACAAGGCGCUGCAUGAGGUGCUCAAGAACUCGCAUAUCUCGGCCUGCACCGAUGUCCAGACGCUGGACUCCACGCCCAGCCUAAUUACGGAUGAGAACGGCUUGUCCAGCAACGGAUUUAUACACUCGAUACUGACGCGUCGCCUGGGUCUGAUUGUCGGCUGCUGCUUGGGCAUCAUCGUGUUUAUUGUGAUGAUCUCGGUGCUCAGCUACGUGAAGCUCAAGAAGCAGCGCAUCGAGAAUGCCAAGCGACAGGCGGCCAUGCCGCCCGAAUACAUCUCCUAUCGCCACUUCUCCAUACCCAACGAGGAGCUGACGCGCACCGCUGCCAGCGUCAACAGCGCUGCGGCCGCUGCAGCCGCCGCCUCGGCAGCAACAGUGUCAGCAGGUGGCGCACAUGGCAUGGCCAGCGUGCCGAGCGGUAUCAGUGCGCAUAUAAGUGGCACGAGCUUGAGCACCGGCACACACCACCACCACAGCAACCACACCAUUGGCGGCAUACCCUUGGCCAUGGCCAAGUCGGGCACCGCAGCCCCAUCAUGGGCAUUGCGGGUCUCGUUGUGGAAAACGGCGAUGCAGCGGGCAGCAUUGUUGCCGUAG
Messenger RNA from Drosophila hydei, 4347 nucleotides. Its product is annotated as chaoptin-like. Gene Ontology annotation, molecular function: protein binding. The record is from RefSeq and is a predicted model, not a curated record. Gene Ontology annotation, cellular component: extracellular matrix. Lineage: Eukaryota; Metazoa; Arthropoda; Insecta; Diptera; Drosophilidae.